AUGGAAAACGAAUUCUACAAUGCGUUUGCUACUGCCCCGGGUACUUCUGUUACCGUUGCUCAGAGCGUGAAUAUGGAAAAUGAAACAGGAACGUUGCAGAAACCUCCGAAACUGAUGUGCAUUGAAGAGUAUUACAGUUGGCAAGAGCGUUUUGAAAACUGGGUUCAAGGAAAUCCUCUAAGAUCUUGGGAAUAUAUUGAGAAAAAUGCAUAUUCGAUUUGGAUAGCACUUCGUACAAAAUUCGAAGGAAGUACAGAAAUGAUCAAGAGUAAGAAGUCUCUAUUAAAGAAAGAAUUUGAUUUGUUCUCAAGUUUGCCGGGUGAAACUACAAAGAUCAUUCAAGAGCCAGAGUUGAUGAAAGAAUGGAUGGAUGUGUUUGCAAAUGAUGAUAAAAAUCAAGAUGGAGAGUCUGUUUCUUCAGAUGAUAGCUCAGAAAAGACACAAGUGUUUGAUCAAUCAUCAACUGAUAAAAAAGACAAGAAGUAUAAUGAGCUCAAUGAGAUGAAAGAAAAACUAUUGCUCGAUGUUAAGUACAUAAAAGAGUCGUAUGAUGUGUUGAACAGAACGGUGAAUAGUUUGGAAAAGACAAACUCUGAAAGGGAAGAUGCUUUGACGAUGAUGAAUGCAACAAUGAUGACUAAACAGAAAACCAUCAAUCACUACAUUGAAGAGUAUGCAGAGUUGAAGAAGGAAUUGGAGACUGAAAAGAUUGAAAAUGAAAGAAUCAGACGAUUGUUGCUGAGUUACUCAAGUUUUGAAGUUUUUCAAGAUAAGAAAACGGAAAAGAAGGAUACUGGAUAUCCUAGGCCUAAUAACAUUGAAGAAUAUUUGAAGUUAAAGGCACAACAAACAGAGGAUUUCUCUAAAAGAAACUCACAAGGAAAAUCUGACAAGGAGAUUCCAAGAUACUAUCAAUACCUGCUCACUCAGGCCAGUACUUUGGAAAGGUUUUCAAAAAAUCUUUGUCAGCAACUAUCAGAGAGAGAUGAUGAAAGCAUGAGAAAAGAUUACAUUGAACACAUCAUGUCUUUCAAGAAAUACAAGGGAGAAAAGGCCCAAUAUAAAGAAUGGACUAUUGGUGAACUCAAAGAGGAGUUGGAAAGAAUUGAAAAAAUGAACAAAGAGAAAAUAAAACACACUCCUCCUGUUUGGUCAAAAUACAUGAAGAAUGUAACAGAUAACGUGUUAAGGCUGAAGAGAAUGAAAGAGGAACUUAUUGCUGCUAAUUUUGGGUCAAGAAAUCAGGUAACAAGGUGGAAAGAAGAAAACGUCAUGGCCAGUUACAAAAAGUUGGAAGAAUUAAGAAAGAAAAAUCCAAAUGUUCCACAAAAGCCUGACUAUCCUGAAGCAGUGGUUCCAGCUAGACCAUAA
Molecule: messenger RNA, 1371 nt
Organism: Helianthus annuus (common sunflower)
Lineage: Eukaryota; Viridiplantae; Streptophyta; Magnoliopsida; Asterales; Asteraceae
Product: spindle assembly checkpoint component MAD1-like
Exons: 6
Coding region: 1-1371 (456 amino acids)
Source: RefSeq, a predicted model, not a curated record